Messenger RNA from Microcebus murinus (gray mouse lemur), 4681 nucleotides. NCBI's taxonomy places the organism in Eukaryota, Metazoa, Chordata, Mammalia, Primates, Cheirogaleidae. The record is from RefSeq and is a predicted model, not a curated record.
GAGGAGCUGCCCGCGCGCCCGCCGCCACCGCUCGGCUCCACACCCGCCGGCGCAGCCCCGCCACGAGACUCUGACAGCGGCGCGGCCGGCGCGGCUCGGGCGCGCAGAGACAGACGGACCGCGGCGGCGAAGGAGGACGCGGGGAUCGCGGCCCGGCGCCAAGUGCGGGAGGCGCGCGGGGCCGGCGGCGCGCGGAGAUCCCUGAGAAGCAGCUGGGUGCUCGGAAGCCCUUCUCGCCCUGGAGGAGUGGGUGAGCCGGAAGGCAAGAAGGCAUGGCGUGGAGCCUGCCCAGGGCCUGAGGAGGGGCACGAUCCCCAGCCGGUUGGACCCGCAGCCUCCGCGUGGGGGCCGUGCCACCGGGGAGAGUCGAGAAGAAUCGAUGCUUUGGCCCCCGGCGACAUGUACACGGUGUAAUGACAGGAAAUGAGCAGGUUGGCAGAAAAACUGGUGGCCUGAAAUUUAAGACUAAGGCGUCCGUGCUUGGCUCUGGCUGAGAACAUGGCCAAUGGCAUUGACGAGCUCAUCGGCAUUCCCUUCCCCAACCACAGCAGCGAGGUCCUGUGCAGCCUCAACGAGCAGCGGCACGAUGGCCUGCUCUGCGACGUGCUGCUGGUGGUGCAGGAGCAGGAGUACCGCACCCACCGCUCCGUCCUGGCCGCCUGCAGCAAGUACUUCAAGAAGCUGUUCACGGCCGGCACCCUAGCCAGCCAGCCCUACGUGUACGAGAUCGACUUUGUCCAGCCCGAGGCUCUGGCCGCCAUCCUGGAGUUCGCCUACACCUCCACGCUCACCAUCACCGCCAGCAACGUCAAGCACAUCCUCAACGCCGCCCGGAUGCUGGAGAUCCAGUGCAUCGUGAACGUGUGCCUGGAGAUCAUGGAGCCUGGGGGGGACGGGGGGGAGGAGGACGACAAGGAGGACGACGACGACGACGAAGACGACGACGACGAGGAGGACGAGGAGGAGGAAGAGGAGGAGGAAGAGGAGGAUGACGACGAUGACACGGAGGAUUUUGCUGACCAGGAAAACUUGCCUGACCCCCAGGACAUCAACUGCCACCAAAGCCCUUCCAAGACGGACCAUCUCACGGAGAAGGCCUAUUCAGACACACCCAGGGACUUCCCCGAUCCCUUCCAGGCCGGCAGUCCUGGCCAUCUGGGCGUGAUCCGGGACUUCUCCAUCGAAUCUCUGCUGAGGGAGAACCUGUACCCCAAAGCCAACAUCCCCGACAGGAGACCCUCCCUGUCUCCGUUCGCCCCGGACUUCUUCCCACACCUCUGGCCGGGGGACUUCGGUGCCUUCGCCCAGCUGCCCGAGCAGCCCAUGGACAGUGGGCCACUGGAUCUGGUCAUCAAAAACCGGAAGAUCAAGGAGGAGGAGAAGGAGGAGCUGCCCCCACCCCCACCGCCGCCCUUCCCUAGCGACUUCUUCAAGGACAUGUUCCCUGACCUGCCCGGGGGGCCUCUGGGCCCCAUCAAGGCGGAGAACGACUACGGUGCCUAUCUCAACUUCCUGAGUGCCACCCACCUGGGCAGCCUCUUCCCACCCUGGCCGCUGGUGGAGGAGCGAAAGCUGAAGCCCAAGGCCUCUCAGCAGUGCCCCAUCUGCCACAAAGUCAUCAUGGGGGCCGGGAAGCUGCCGCGGCACAUGAGGACCCACACCGGGGAGAAGCCAUACAUGUGCAACAUCUGCGAGGUCCGCUUCACCAGGCAGGACAAGCUGAAGAUCCACAUGCGGAAGCACACGGGGGAGCGGCCCUACCUGUGCAUUCACUGCAACGCCAAGUUCGUGCACAACUACGACCUCAAGAACCACAUGCGCAUCCACACGGGCGUGCGGCCCUACCAGUGCGAGUUCUGCUACAAGAGCUUCACGCGCUCCGACCACCUGCACCGCCACAUCAAGCGCCAGAGCUGCCGCAUGGCGCGGCCCCGGCGCGGCCGCAAGCCCGCCGCCUGGAGGGCCGCCAGCCUGCUGUUCGGGCCGGGCGGCGCGGCCCCCGAGAAGGCGGCCUUCGUGAUGCCGCCCGCGCUGGGCGAGGUGGGCGGCCACCUGGGCGGCGCCGCCGUGUGCCUCCCGGGCCCCAGCCCCGCCAAGCACUUCCUGGCGGCGCCCAAGGGCGCCCUGAGCCUGCAGGAGCUGGAGCGGCAGUUCGAGGAGACGCAGAUGAAGCUGUUCGGGCGCGCCCAGCUGGAGGCCGAGCGGAACGCGGGGGGCCUGCUGGCCUUCGCGCUGGCCGAGAACGUGGCCGCCGCGCGGCCCUACUUCCCGCUGCCCGACCCGUGGGCCGCGGGCCUGGCCGGCCUCCCCGGGCUCGCCGGCCUCAACCACGUGGCCUCCAUGUCUGAAGCCAACAACUAGGCUGGUCCUGGCCCACCCCAGCCCCAGCCCUGUCCCUCUCCCAACAGGCCCACUCUGCCCACCCGGCGGGUCUGAACUUUUUAUUUUAAAAACACAAAGGGAAAAUGAAAAAUAUAUAUCUAUCCACAGCAAGGGCAUUUUCUGGGCCUUCUCAGGCCGCUGCCUCCCUUUUGCUGGUGUCUGAGAUGGGCAUCUCCUUCCGAAGGGCCUGGAGCCUGGGCCCGCCCUCCCUGGCUGUCUCUCCGCCUCUCGCACGGAAACUUGCACCGGCCCAGGCCACCAAGGAGGGCCACACGCUGGGUGCCCGGGGCACUUGGGAGCUGUGUGGGCUAUUGGGUGGUGGGCUGCUUGGCCUGGAGACCAACCUGGUGGAGCAGGGAUGAGGGUGGGCCCUGCCAGCAUGCUCUGAGGGGUUGUUUUCCAGUCCCCAGCAGUCCCAGGGUCCUUUAGAGAAAUGUCACCUGCCACAUAGACAGAAACACCCUGUUGGCAGGGAGGCCUCCCAGAGACAGGGGCCUCCUGACAGUUUCUUCCCUUACCUGUCCUGUGACCUUGGACAUAUCAGACCUCUGCACCUGGGUGUCACCCUGCUAUGAAGGUGGGCUGGUAAUCUAGGUUCGCUCUCCCCACCCCCACACACACAUACACACCCAUCCCCACAAAGAGAACCCUUGGGGAGGAUAGAGCGUUGCACUCCCAAAGUCCCUAGUGCCACAGUUCAUCUUACUGGACUUAGUGUGAUCACGUCCACCUCUGUAUUAGCGUAAUAGCAUAGGUGAGAAAUGCAGCCGAACUAGACAGGAGUGACAGAGGCAGGGGGUGUCAUUGUGUGAUGGUAGCGCACAGGCAGCUCUGGGAACUCCAUGUGCUGCCUGUUUUCUGGGCAGGUCCCCGUUCACAUCUGGACCCCAUCUCCACACGCCCCCUCCAGUGCUGCACAGAGUGUCUUGGGACGCCUGGGGCCAACAUCAAAGGGAUGGGGGCCACCUCUUAACACCUGGCGACUGCCUCUCUUCACCCGAUUCCUGAAAACAGGAAAAACACCCGGCUCCCCAGAGUUUAUGUUUGCUUCUUGAAUUGUGGGUGCCUCCGGGCCUUGGCAUUGCUGGCAAUUGCCCCCCCUGCUGCAUUGGAACCCCCUCGGCUCCUUCCGCCCUGCCCGAGGGUGAAGCGGGAGUGUGCGGUGCGGCUCCCCGUUUGACUGAAGGGCUCAGUGUGGGAGGCUCAAAGGGCUCUGUUAGGACUGACACACGUUCUCCUGGUUCUUGAGUUUGCAGCAGGUCAUGAAAAGGAAGACAGCUCUGCUGGCCUGGUGCCUUCCUGGCCUUCUCUCCCCAUCCCCGCCCUCCCCUGUCCCCCUCUUCCCUCCAGUGCUGAGCUUGCUUUGGUUUCCGCAGAGAGGGCCCAGGGCUAGAGUCCCCAGUCCCCAUACUGUGGCCCCAAGAGACUUCAGCUCUUCCUGUCGCCUUGGCUUUUUCCUGAGCAAACACACAAAGAAACAAAGAGGCCAGGGAAGAGCCCAGACUCUGUCCCUCUCACAGCUCCCCAGAAGACACCCUCCUCAUGCCAGCCGCCAUUUCAGCUUUAGACACUCCGGUCCUUGGAAGUCCUCUGCCUGGGUGGCGGCCACCUCUCAGAUCCCCGUCUCCAUUUCAGACACUUGCCUCUGGGACCCACCAGCCGACGUGCCCGGGUCCCGCCAUCAGCCGAGGGAUUGGGGCUGAACCAAACUUUAAAAGGAAAAAUGAACCAAUUGGAAUCCAGUGGUGUUGGGGCUUUUGUCUUUAUUUUGUAAAGGUAAUGACUUCUUAUAAACUCAAUUUUUCAGAUGACUGGUUAGUUCUUUUUGUUUUCUCUUGCUGCAAUUUGGAGUUGUACAUUGUAAAAUAUCCAAAGAUGUUGAGUACUGUAUGAUCAAGAACUUGAAGCAAAUGGGUUGCGGGGGGAGGAGUGGUUCUGUUUUUAUUUUGUUUCUUUCUUUUUUUUUUUCCUUUUUGAUGUUUCGAUUUCCCUGUCUGUCUGUGGGAGAACUUUGGAAUUUUUUCUAUUUAUGACUCUUUUUUAUGUGAUUGCUCUAUGUAAAAUGACACUCAACAAAGUUUGCCUUAGUGAUUCAAGGGACAAUCUUCCAUAACUUUGGUUGCACGCCGCAUCCCGCCGAGAAAAACUCUCAGCUAAUUUUCUGGCCUAUUUAUUAAACAGUAUUAAUUGACUUGAUUAAAUUAUAUUGAGAGUUGCACUUCUGUGAGAUACGACUCCUGGAAGGUCACAGGACAGCAACAAGCCAAGACGAUCUUAAGGUUUUGCCUAUCGGGUGUCA